Messenger RNA from Cyphomyrmex costatus, 1647 nucleotides. RefSeq names its product inactive selenide, water dikinase. The record is from RefSeq and is a predicted model, not a curated record. The transcript has 4 exons. Gene Ontology annotation, molecular function: ATP binding; selenide, water dikinase activity. Gene Ontology annotation, cellular component: plasma membrane; cytoplasm. The coding region runs from base 10 to 1581 and encodes 523 amino acids. Lineage: Eukaryota; Metazoa; Arthropoda; Insecta; Hymenoptera; Formicidae. Gene Ontology annotation, biological process: engulfment of apoptotic cell; phosphatidylserine exposure on apoptotic cell surface; apoptotic process involved in development.
UCUAAGAAAAUGACAAAAGAGAUAUAUUCUGUAAAUACUGUGGCAAAUACACUUUGCCGCAGAAAAUCUACACAUUACAUGAAGAUCCCAUUGAAGUCGACUGAACAGAUAUAUUUAAUAUUCCUCAUACCAACUUUAAUCAAUUGUUUCAUAUUCAUUAUUCAUUUUGCUGCUGACUUGGUGGUAGCUAUUCAACACUUCAAAGAGGAUAAUCCACUAUGGGGGAUGUUCACUGUUACAAUUAUCUAUUUACCAGCACUCAUGUACUUUAUACUGACAGUUUCGAGGCCUGAUUGGUGGAUGACAGAAGAUGAUAAAAUAUCGAAAGGAGUUAUCGGCUGGUUCGUCCUUCAAAUGUGUCAGUUCAUAGGAUUCGUGUUCUUCGUAUUAUAUAGAUUUGCUGGACUUAUUGUGCUGUCCGUGGAUGCUAUAAAUUUAUCCGGAGAUGAGAGGCUCAAGACAUUAAAUGUCGCUGCAGCACCUGCGGCCAUCGAGUUGUACUUUUUUCUGCAGGCGUGGUUUCAAGCUGCUCCGCAGGCAGUAUUUCAGACGCAUCUUCUCUUUAGACAAAGCUCUGUGCCCCGCAGUUAUCAAUCAAUAGUGGCUAUCAAGACAGCUUCUUUUCAAAGAUUUGAAAGCCAGCGUGUAAAUGGCAGGAAACUACCCUGGGCAAUGUGGUUGAAGAAAUAUUGCAUUCAGGAAAUUAAUAAUAUCGAGGAAAAGGUGCCACUACAAACGUUACCUUUACCUACAAAGCAGCCAGAAGACACUGUAAACGCUCCAGCCAAAUCAACGGCACCGGAAGAAAACGCGGCGACCGAGAAUGAACAGGAGCACCAAACCCAAACGCAUGCAGCUUUGCUGAACCGUCAGGUCUCCAUGACUCCACCGUUACCACCGAAAAAUGUACACGUAACACCGCCACCGACGCCGCUUCGCGGCAUAACAACGGUAGCACCGCUCCCAGUGCCGGACAUACCGGCACCACCACGUCCAGAUUCCGUUUACAUGGAGGAAGAGACGAAAGCAGCGAUGUCGGAUCAAAGACUGACAAGCGACAGCGCGUCGAGCUUGAAAGUUCCUAAACGAAAGUAUUCUAAGAAGGGUCUCGAAGAGGACGACCCAAUGGGAAAGUUCUUGUCCUUCCUCUGGUGGUUCUUCUUCAUCCUGGCACGCGUGUUUGCCAUUGCUGUGGCCUACGAAUUCUAUCCGUUGACCGUGGUGACGAUGAUAUGCGUGCACUACGCUAUCAUGUUGGCCUAUCUGUUCUACUACUCUAAGUAUUACGACGUCAUCACGCUCGUCGUCAAUCUCUGGCUCGGCCUGGUCUAUAUAUUCAGUCUGAUCGAAUACCGGAUCAAAUUCAAAUAUGCCGACUGGUGUACGUUGCCGUAUUAUGUGUUCGUGAUCGCGCAGAACGUGGCAUUUACACUCGCGUGGUACUUGAACGCCGACUGGAAUGGAUUCUGGUACACAUACAUAUUCUGGGCGAUCAUUGGCAGCAUGGUGCUCUGUGUCCUUUCGUCCGCGGUAUACCACGUGAUGUUCAAGCCCAAGAAACGCAGAGUUUAUAGCAGCUGACGAUCGUUGGAGGCACUGUCCUUCGAAUAAAUCUUCUGAGAAUCGUAUAUCCGCUUUUACUUUCGU